Molecule: messenger RNA, 1641 nt
Organism: Rodentolepis nana
Lineage: Eukaryota; Metazoa; Platyhelminthes; Cestoda; Cyclophyllidea; Hymenolepididae
Source: the annotation of a GenBank genome assembly
AUGAUGCUCAAAAGUUGCAUUGUGAGGUGCUUCUUACCGAAUUCGACCAACAAAUUUCGGAUGUUGAAAACGUAUUAUAACUCAUGUUUUAUCCAUUUCAAUCCAAAUGAUGCUCUUAACUCACGCCAACAAAUUAACACAUAUUUCAAGAACUUAGAUGACUCAUUUUUGGAAAACUCUCGUCUGCGGUCUAUGCAAGAAAUCUUGGAUCUGCCAACUACGGAUAAAUACUUUAAAAUUAACUUCUGGCCUAAAUUUAUUUCCUCAACUAUUAUCAAUAAGAAGGGCAAGAUUCUACAAUCUCUCAUACUCUAUAUUCUUGAGAAAGCAGAAGCUCACUCAACCCCAACUUUACUAGCCAUUCUUAAAACGCUUGCCUCCCAGCAUCGUUUUGAAGAGUUCGAGUCUUUGUAUAUUUUGAUCAAAUCUCGUUUAUCUUCUACCGAUACUAUCGUCUAUUCGGCCGAUUUAUCUGGUGCUCUUUGCCUUUCACCGUUUUAUAAGGAAGCAAUGACUUAUCUUCAAUUAAGUCUUGACCAAAAGUUACCGAUUGCAGGUUUUACUCAUAUCUUGACUGCAUCAGCUACAUUUGGACCUCUUGAUGAAGUGAUUCCACUGCUUCAUAGGUUUCAUUCCAUUGGAUUAAAACCAAAUCCUGAAUUUUAUACGGCAUUCAUUAAAAGAUUGGAUGAGUCAAGUGGGGUACAAUUAAUAGUUCCUCUUCUAGAAGCAGUCAGAAAGUAUAAGUAUGUAUUAACAAACUCUGUUGCCCUUCUUUUAAAGGAAUGGUUUGAGAGAUUAGGCUGGAAAGGGACAAUGGGAGUUAAUCCAUCAAGACUAUCUUGCCCGUCUUGCUUAAGGUACCUUGAUAAGGUACAAAUUGAUUCUGAAACUUGUAAUCAACUUGCUGAAAUAUUUUAUGAAAAUGUUCUAAAGGGAAAAACCUCGGAUGAAUUAUUUUUAACCACUACCCCAAAGGAGUUAGAAUCCUUCUUAGUAUUUCUUGAGACCAACAAGACUCUUCGAUUUGAUUGCGUAAUCGACUUGCCAAAUUUUCUCCACUCAGUAACUCAUCGAAAACUAUCCAAUAUGUCUAUUGAGGAACAAGUCGGUUUACUCUCUGAUCUUGUAUUGAUCCUCCAUCGAACUUAUCAUUUUAAGCGCAUCUGUCUGGUUGGGAAAGAGCGUGCAGUUGUCAAAAAGAAGCAAUUCUGGGAUGCGAUAAAAGCGUUGGGAAAUAGAACUGGAAUUAAUGUUCAAACGUUCUUGGUUGAUCACAGAAGCAACGAUGAUGCCUUCAUGAUAUAUUUAGCGCUUUGGUCAGGUCCUGACUGUCAUCUCCUUUCGAUAGAUGAGUUCCGUCAGCAUCGCUAUACUAUUGGCCCAGAAGGUGCUGAUCUGCUAGCACAAUGGCAAACUGCUCGACAGAUUUCUGUAAAGAACACUCAUCCAUUAAUCUUUAACGAUUCUGUGGUUUGCGAUCCAAGGGUGCAGGGAAAUAUGAAGGAUGGAUGGCAUAUUCCUUAUGAUUCGGGCGUACCUCGUCUUUCUUAUUUACCUCCUACCACUUGGCUCUGUCUACAACCGCCGGCGCAUUUUCUAUUUAACAAUAUUCAGUAGGAUUCUAGUGGUUACCUGUAA